AUGACGGAGACCACCAAGACCCACGUUAUCUUGCUUGCCUGCGGCAGCUUCAAUCCCAUCACCAAAGGGCACAUUCAGAUGUUCGAAAGAGCCAGGGAUUAUCUGCACAAAACUGGAAGGUUUAUUGUGAUUGGUGGGAUCGUCUCUCCUGUCCACGACUCCUAUGGAAAACAGGGCCUUGUGUCAAGCCGACACCGUCUCAUCAUGUGUCAGCUGGCCGUCCAGAAUUCCGACUGGAUCAGGGUGGACCCGUGGGAGUGCUAUCAGGACACCUGGCAGACAACCUGCAGUGUGCUGGAACAUCAUCGGGACCUCAUGAAGCGGGUGACUGGCUGCAUCCUCUCCAAUGUCAACACACCCUCCAUGACGCCUGUGAUCGGACAGCCCCAAAAUGAGACCUCUCAGCCCAUUUACCAGAACAGCAAUGUGUCCACCAAGCCCACUGCAGCCAAGAUCUUGGGGAAGGUGGGAGAAAGUCUAAGCCGGAUCUGCUGUGUCCGCCCACCAGUGGAGCGCUUCACCUUUGUGGACGAGAAUGCCAAUCUGGGCACGGUGAUGCGGUACGAGGAGAUUGAGCUGAGGAUCUUGUUGCUGUGUGGCAGUGACCUGCUGGAGUCCUUCUGCAUCCCGGGGCUCUGGAAUGAGGCAGAUAUGGAGGUGAUUGUGGGGGACUUUGGGAUCGUGGUGGUGCCCCGGGACGCAGCUGACACAGACCGGAUCAUGAAUCACUCCUCAAUACUCCGCAAAUACAAAAACAACAUCAUGGUGGUGAAGGAUGACAUCAACCAUCCUAUGUCUGUUGUCAGCUCAACCAAGAGCAGGCUGGCCCUGCAGCACGGGGACGGCCAUGUCGUGGAUUACCUGUCCCAGCCGGUCAUCGACUACAUUCUCAAGAGCCAGCUGUACAUCAAUGCCUCGGGCUAG
Molecule: messenger RNA, 924 nt
Organism: Puma concolor (puma)
Lineage: Eukaryota; Metazoa; Chordata; Mammalia; Carnivora; Felidae
Gene: NMNAT2
Product: nicotinamide nucleotide adenylyltransferase 2
Biological process (GO): NAD+ biosynthetic process
Cellular component (GO): Golgi apparatus
Molecular function (GO): nicotinamide-nucleotide adenylyltransferase activity; nicotinate-nucleotide adenylyltransferase activity
Source: RefSeq, a predicted model, not a curated record